Molecule: messenger RNA, 4553 nt
Organism: Magnolia sinica
Lineage: Eukaryota; Viridiplantae; Streptophyta; Magnoliopsida; Magnoliales; Magnoliaceae
Product: transcription initiation factor TFIID subunit 8
Exons: 2
Coding region: 379-1548 (389 amino acids)
Cellular component (GO): transcription factor TFIID complex
Molecular function (GO): protein heterodimerization activity
Source: RefSeq, a predicted model, not a curated record
GACUCAUCUCGCUUGCUCGCGAUCUCGAUUUGAUUCGAUAAUUUCUAGGGUUUUACGAGGGUUUUUCAAAAUCCCCUCCAAAAUCCCACCAAAACCACUCAUUUCCUCAAAAACAAAAUCCUCCUAUAUUCCCUUCCAAAACCCUAUAAAAAUCCAAAAAUCCUUAUCCAGGGAUUCCUCUUUCUUCCGCCAUGGCAGAAAUCCUCUCUCGAACGGCAGCCGAUCCCAUUCCCAGACUCUAGAACGUCUGUCCUGGAUCCAAAUGUCUUUCCUCCGAAAGAGCUGGUUUUUACGGGAACGCUGAGAAGGCGGACGCGACCUGGCUUAAAACCCUAGCAAGGGUUUCAUAUGAAGGAAUUUGAUGUGAUUCAUUGAAAUAUGAGCGAUGGCGGUGGGGAGAGUGGAAGAGAUAUCGACAACAGCGGCAUCACUCACAACAACAGCUACAACAACAGCAACGAGAGCGGCACCAAGAGUAGGGAGGCCCCCUCUGGCAGUGACGAUUUCGGCCGUGCAGUCACUCGUAUCGCUGUCGCGCAGGUCUGUGAGGUUGCAGGGUUCCAGAGUUUCCAGCAGUCUGCGCUUGACGCCCUCUCUGACAUUGCGGUGAGGUAUUUGAGGGAUCUGGGGAAGACGGCCCGCUUCUAUGCGAAUUCAUCAGGAAGGACAGAAUGCAAUGUGUUUGAUGUCAUCCAAGGGUUGGAAGACUUGUGCUUGUUGCAGGGUUUCUCUGGUGCGUCAGAUGUCAACCGGUGUCUUGCUGGUUCCGGCACGGUCCGUGAGAUCAUGCAGUAUGUGAGCUUGUCAGAGGAGAUACCGUUUGUGCGGCCCCUCCCACGGUUCCCCGUCAUUAAGGCCCGGAAGCCGACACCGAGCUUUGCUCAGGUUGGGGAAGUGCCGCCUGGCAAGCAUAUACCUGAUUGGCUGCCGGCCUUCCCUGACCCCCACACUUAUGUUCGCACGCCUGUUUGGAAUGAGCGUGCCAAAGAUCCCUCCACAGAUAAGAUGGAGCAGGCAAGGCAGCAGGCAAGGCAGCGGAGGAAGGCAGAGAGGUCACUAUUGAGUUUGCAGCAGCGGUUGGCAUGCAAUGGUACAGCAGGGCCGUCCUGGGCAGAUGCUGGUGAUGCUGGGAAGGAAAAAGGGGCAUUGGAUGCUAACCCUUUUCUUGCCCCACCAUUGCAGUUUGGGGAGAAGGAUGUGUCUGUGGUCAAUAUUCCUGCUCGGCUUUCAAAUGAAGCGGCUGUAGAGAAUCAGGUUUCUGUGCUUGAGACCUUUGCACCAGCCAUUGAAGCAGCGAAGAGCGGAUUUUCUGAUUCUGGAGAGGGGGAGAGGAAGGUUCUUCCGAACAAGCGACCUGCUGUGCGUUUCGGGUUUGGGAUUGACAAAAAAUCUGUCUCUGUCCCUUUGGGUAUGGGUGCUAAAAACAUGGGUGUUGAGAGAUCAACUUAUUGGUUUGGGAGGGAUGACGAGAAGGAUGACAAGAAAAGGAGAGCGGAGCAGAUAUUAAAGGAAGCAAUGGAAAGCCCACAAGAACUUGCUCAAUUGUAAACUAAUUGGUUGACUUGCCUACGCGAUGAGGAAGUUGUAUUUUUAUCCGGGAAUUGGGUAGCGGUAGUGGGACGUGGCAUCUUGUUGUAAUGGUAUGGAAUUCAACCAGACCGCUGUUCGCGUGUUCGGUAUGGUUUAGUCUUAACGGGUUUCAAGUUUGUAGUGGUCAUUUCCUUAAUAUCAGUUUCACUUCCUAUUAUUGGGCUUUCCAUGAAGUACUUUUAACUUAGCAUUCUUCUAGUUGAUCAAGGUGAGGCAGCUUCAUGUUUCAAUUUGAUGUCCACAUUAGCGGAUAGUGGUGUAUUUUCUCUUUGUCACAACAAUUGCUGAUUAUUACCCAGGUACGGGUGUGUUCUAGAAGAACGAGGCUACUUCAGUCAGAUUAAGUUCAGAGUUGUCAGACUCACAAGAGGUGACAAGGUGCUUUCGACAAUAUAUUCAUACCAGGGUUUCCCAAGCGCAAUUGCUUUUUGUUGGUUAUGUGGGAAAGGCAAUAGGCUCAUUCUCAGUCACCUGAGUAGAUGGUGAUUACACAGAUGUGUCUUUUGCCUUUGGAACACGGAGACUGUACCGUUUGUUUCUGCAUUUUGACUUUACAGGACAGUUUGACGGCAGUACUUCUUACUUAUCGGGCUAGUUGGGUGAUGACUAGGUUGAUUGAGGAUUUUUUGAGGUUUGAAUUGGGGUUCGCUUGGGUUCGAGAAAGUUCUUGUGGAGACUUUCUUUGCUGUGCUCUGGACAGUCUGUAGGAUCAUAAUAAUUUUUGUAACAAAGCAAUUUAACGGGAAGAUGUUCACUAGAUUGCCUAGUGAUUGAUCUUCUUGGUUGUAGAACGACUUGGAAAGUUUGCACUGAUAUUUGUGAAAGCAGGUGUAGGCGAGGACUUGAAUAAUCAGUAUGUGGCUUAAAAAUCUGUACCUGAACUUGAAAAGUGAUGGAGUCGCUCAGUUUUCCAACAAGUGCCUAUAUAGAACAAGUUAGUGAUUACUUUUCUUCCCUAUUUCUAGCAAGAAGUGGAAUAGUAACUUAAAUCCUUUUCCACCUGGAGGGAUAUAGAGAGGGAGAUCAUUUUGGAUUUGAAGUCUUCCAUGUUGAGACAUUUUUUAGUUACCAAAAUGAGGGUUUCAAAUGUCGGAGAUUUUCAACUUUGGAUGGAGAGGGUUUCCUGUUAGAGAUGGAGAGAUGGUUUCCAUUCAUCUCCGUGAGGCUGAGAGGGCAUACAAUAUGGCAAGAGAUAAAAGGGUGAUGAGGUUAUUCAAAGCUAAAAAAUUCCUCAGUCUUGUAGAUAAUUUUCUAUUUUUUCAAUACGUUAAACCGCCUGCCCUAAUUAGGACAAUAUUUUGACAACGAUGAUAGUCAUCACCAUCAUCAUCUCAGCCUUAUCCCAAUUAGUUGGGGUUGACGGUGAAGCAGUGAUUUCAAUAUUUUUAUGACGAUGACAACAAUGAUUUCAAUAUUUAAAACUCCCUUACAAUGUUAUGACAAUGAUGGUGAGUUCAUAUUUGAAACCCUCAUAUAUUCCCAUUUACAUUUUGCUGAUGAUGCGACUCUUUUUGGUGAUGCAAAUUUAACUCAGGUGGCUACUUUUAGAAAUAUCUUGACAUUUUCGAAGCAGUAUCUAGAAAAAUAUUAAAUCUUUAGAAGAUUGGGUAGUUUUUGAGAUUGUUGGAUGCUUCGAAUGCAAAGUAAGGAAACUUCCCUCAAGCCAUUUCGGUUUUCCUUUAGUUUUGGCAAAUCGACCAAAAGGCUUUGCUCGCAUUGGAGAGUGGAAAGGAAAGCAUUUGGCAUGGACAAGCAGGUAUAUUUUCUUUGGUGUAGGGUUACUAUGAUCAAAUGGGCAAUUGUUGAUAUGCUAAUUAAUUUCAUUCUGUAUUUCAAUGCCCGAUUAGUGUGCCAAGCAAAUUGGAGAAAUUUUGUAUCGGCUUUAUGGAGAGGCAUUGGGGGAAAAGCAUAAAAUUUCAUCUGAUGGAGUGGGGAUUAAGGAGAAGUAUGUAAGUCGCAAACAAGGUGGGGCAGGUGUGGGAUCACUAGAAGCUAUGAAUAUUGGAUUGCUUGAUAAAAUGGUUGUGAAGAUAUGAGGCAGUGGGAAACAACUUACGGAAGUAGGUGAUCAUGAACAAACAUGGUGUUAGGGAAGGGUGGUAGUUUGUAAAAAUUUCAUUGCAAUUUAGGGCAACAUGCUUGUGAAAAAAAGGGGCAAUGGAAAAUGCGGAAGCGAUUAUUGUAUGUGGUUUUGGGAAGAUACAUGGUGUGUAAAUACUUCAUUGUGCCAACAGGGGAGACUGUUUGGACUCCUGAGUGAUAUCAUGGACCUCUCAUGGUAAUUGCUUCUAGGUGGCUUGUGUAGAAAGAUGAUUAUAAUGAAUUAAUCACUUAAGAAGCAAGAAGAUGGUGAUUACUGAUGUUCGCUUUGUCUCUAGGUUGUCGAAUCGGCGGAGCACUAUAUUGCUAUUUGUUGUCGUCUUGUAAGUGGAGGUUCUUCAAUCUUUUUGGGUCAGAUUGGACGAUGCUAAGUUGGGGCAUUCUUUAGCUUGGGCAUACUUUUUGGUAAUAGGGAUGAUUUGCUAGGGUGUGUGAGGAAUCCUUUAUGGAAGCUUGCAUUUUUAGCAGGGUUGUAGGUAACAUGGAAUGAACUCGGCUACCAAAUUAUUUAAAAAAGUCAAGAGGUAAGAAGAGUUUUUUCUCUACGGGCCUGUAGAAAUGUCUUAGCAUAGGUGAAAGAAGGUAUACAUUUUUUUAAAAUUUAAAAUUUUUUUCUUCUGAAAGAUGCCUAGUUGAGAGAUGUUUUGGCUUACACAAGAAUGCAAACCAGAGGAGUUACAUAAUUUGUAUUGUUGAUGAUCGAUUUUGUUAGCAUUGAGGUCUUGUCAUUUGCUUCCGUCUCUUGUUUAGGGUGUUUUUUGUGUACUUGUUUUUCCACAAGAGAUUACAUUGGGGAAAUUGUAUAUUGUUUAUUUCAUUGAGAAUGACAAGAAUUUAUAAAAGAGGCGGGAGAUUUGUAGAAG